This is a messenger RNA of Gopherus flavomarginatus (Mexican gopher tortoise), 1609 nucleotides long. RefSeq names its product HD domain containing 2 (gene HDDC2). The record is from RefSeq and is a predicted model, not a curated record. Gene Ontology annotation, molecular function: 5'-deoxynucleotidase activity. Lineage: Eukaryota; Metazoa; Chordata; Testudines; Testudinidae. The transcript has 7 exons. Bases 345 to 923 code for a protein of 192 amino acids. Gene Ontology annotation, cellular component: cytoplasm.
CCGCCGGCAGCCCCAUGGCCGCGGCCCCGCUGGGCGGCGCCGCCGGGAGCCUGCUGCAGUUCCUGAGGCUGGUGGGGCAGCUCAAGAACGGAGGUGGUCCUGGCAAAAACCAUUUGAAGCAGAAACACGUGCAGGUUGGCAGACAGCUGAGGGAUGAAAGGCUGAUCCAAAAAGUGUCAUUGACUGAGCAUGGGGCUUACCUCAGAAGCUCAUGAAUCUAAUUCUAGUUCAUCUGAGCAAGUAAUUUAACUGUACCUAGUAUCAAUUUCCACUUCUGUAAAAUGGAGAUAAUACAAAUUACACCUACAUUGCCGAGAUGGAGUGAAGAUUAAUUACAGUAGUUAAUGUGUGACCAGUGCUUUGAAGAGAGAGUACCACGAACAGGCUGGGUGUACAGGAAUGUAGAGAAACCAGAGAGUGUAUCAGAUCAUAUGUACAGGAUGGCAGUCAUGGCUUUGGUAACUGAAGAUAAACAACUUAAUAAAGACAGAUGUGUACGACUAGCUCUGGUUCAUGAUAUGGCUGAAUGCAUUGUUGGAGAUAUAGCACCUGCAGAUAACAUCUCCAAAGAGGAGAAACAUCAGCGAGAGGAGGCAGCUAUGAAACAUUUGACCCAGCUGCUAUCAGAAGACCUGAGAAAAGAAAUCUAUGAACUCUGGGAAGAAUAUGAACACCAGUCUACAGCAGAAGCCAGAUUUGUAAAAGAGCUGGAUCAGUGUGAGAUGAUACUCCAAGCAUCUGAGUAUGAAGAGUUGGAAAAAAUGCCUGGAAGACUGCAGGACUUCUAUGAUUCAACAUCAGAUCACCUUUCAAAGGCACGUUCAGGAACCAGAUUUGCUAUGAGGACUUGGAUAUCUGGCCUUUCAACCUCCAGGUCAUCAAUUCAAAUCCACCACAAGUCGGUGACAGAAGGUUUUAUUUGACAGUUGAUUGAUAACAUCUGCCAAAUAAGUUGGAGGUCUCAUUCAAAUUCACAGAAGACAGAGGCUCACCUCACAGAACGCCAUCAAAACUGGCUCCACAAGGGGGUGCCUCAGCAAUGAGAGCAGGACUGAAUAACCAUGGCGACUGAACCCUCAUCUUGACAGGGUUGCCAACUUUCUGACUGCAGAAAACUGAACACCCUUGCCCCACAACCUGCCCCUUCCCACGGGCCCUGAUAGCAGGCACCGCCCUCAUGGUUCCCGGCCAAUGGGAGCUGCAGAGCCGGUACUCAGGCAGCGUGCAGAGCCUCCCUGGCCACCCCUGCACCUAGGGGCCGCAGGGACACGUCGCCACUUCCAGGAGCCAUGCAAAGCCAGGGCAGGGAGGGAGCCUGCCUUAGUCCUGCUACGCUGCUGACUGAACUUUUCAUGGCCUGUUCAGUGGUGCUGACGGGUGCUGCCAAGAUCCCUUUUUGACCAGGCAUUCUGAUUGAAAAACCGAUGCCUGGCAACCCUAUGGUGGUACCUAAUCCAGGGGUUCUAGCACACCAGUGGAGCAAGGUAAGGAAGCUGUACUUAGUUUGUGAGCUCUUUGGGAGCUGGCACUGUCUUUGUUCUGAUUUGUAUAGCACUUAGCACAAUGGAGUCCUGGUCCAUGACUAUGGCUUCUAAGCACUACUAAAAUA